AUGGCGGUCAAGGCCAAGCUCCCCAAGAUCUACAACACCUACUUCGUGGCGUUCAUUGCCACGGUGGGAGGGAUGUUGUUCGGUUUCGACAUCAGUUCCAUGAGCGCCAUCAUCGGGACGGAGCAAUACAAUGCCUAUUUCAACAAGCCAGCCGGUGUCACCCAGGGCGCCAUUGGCUCUGCGCUUGCGGCCGGGUCAGUGGUGGGCUCUAUCAUUGCCGGUCCAGUGUCCAACAAGAUAGGAAGACGAGACUCGAUCAUGUUCGCCUGUCUAUGGUGGCUGGUUGGGACUGCUGUUCAGACGUCCACCAACGGCAUCGGCUCUUUGAUUGCGGGCCGCGUCUUGAACGGCGUGUGUGUCGGCAUCACCAGCUCCCAAGUACCCGUUUAUCUGGCAGAGAUCUCUCGCAAGGAGAAACGUGGUGCUGUGAUCAUCAUCCAGCAACUGGCCAUUGAAUGGGGUAUCUUGAUCAUGUACUUCAUCGGCUAUGGCUGCAGCUUCAUCGCUGGACCGGCUUCCUUCCGUACCGCCUGGGGCAUCCAAUUCGUCCCAUGUGUCUUCCUCAUGUGUGGACUGCCCUUCCUCCCCCGAUCGCCCCGAUGGCUGGCCAAGGUCGACCGCGUCGACGAAGCCAUUUAUAUUCUUGCAAAGAUCCAGGCCAAGGGCAACGUGAACGAUCCUCUUGUGGUUGCAGAGUGGGAAGAUAUCAUCACCACCCUUGCCGCCGAACGAGCCGCCGCCACCGGCUGGCGCAAGUUCGUCGCCAAUGGCAUGUGGAAGAGGACUCUGGCUGGCUUUACGGUCCAAAUGUGGCAGCAAAAUUCAGGAGCGAACGUGAUGACUUAUUAUGUGGUCUACAUCUUCAUGAUGGCGGGACUUUCAGGCAACAUCAACCUCAUCGCGUCUGGGGUGCAAUAUGCUCUGUUCAUUAUAUUCACGACCGUCAUGUUUUUCUACAUUGACAGAACCGGACGACGACCCCUUCUGAUCUACGGUGCCUUGGCCAUGGGUGCAUGCCACUUCGUCGUUGGGGGCAUCUUGUCCGCGGGAGAGAGUGUUCCCGGCGGUGUGGGCGGUAACCCCAACGUCUUGAUCAAGGUAUCCGGGGCCAAGGCCAACACAGUCAUCGCCUUUUCGUAUCUCCUAAUCAUCAUCUAUGCCAUGACUUUGGCCCCCGUGGCAUGGAUCUAUGCGGCCGAAGUCUGGAGUCUGGAGACCCGUGCCACUGGCAUGGGCAUCUCUGCGCUGGGCAACUGGCUGUUCAACUUCGCUCUGGGUCUGUAUAUCCCGCCAGGAUUCCAGAACAUCAAGUGGGGCAUGUUUAUUGUCUUCGGGUGCAUGUGUGUGCUCGGUGCCGCUCAAGUCUACCUGACGUACCCGGAAACGUGCAACAAGUCCCUGGAGGAGAUUGAGGAAAUGUUCUCUCCUCGCGGCCCGAAACCUUGGCACACCAAGCCUGGCGGUUCCAGACUAGACGCGUUGGUUGAUGUUGCCCGUGAGAAGCAUUACACUGUCGAGGAUGUCCGACAAAAGUCGGUUUCGGGUGAGACUGGUACUCAUGUCGAGAUUGCCGGGGACAAUGAGAAGGCGGCUCAGCAACUUGCCCAACAGUAUGAGAAUGCUGUCAAUACGCACGAAUGA
Messenger RNA from Exophiala dermatitidis NIH/UT8656, 1641 nucleotides. Its product is annotated as MFS transporter, SP family, sugar:H+ symporter. Gene Ontology annotation, molecular function: carbohydrate:proton symporter activity. The record is from RefSeq and is a predicted model, not a curated record. Bases 1 to 1641 code for a protein of 546 amino acids. Lineage: Eukaryota; Fungi; Ascomycota; Eurotiomycetes; Chaetothyriales; Herpotrichiellaceae. Gene Ontology annotation, biological process: transmembrane transport; carbohydrate transport. The transcript has 3 exons. Gene Ontology annotation, cellular component: membrane.